UUGCAUCCAAUUCAAUUGUUUUUGCUGCAGAUAUGUCGUUUAUUACAACACAACAAAGGAAAUUAAUAAAUAAAAACUGAUGCGUUAAAUGUAAACCCACCUAAAAUGCAUUGGGGUUGAGAGAAAAAUGAACGAAGGCGCCGCGGAAUGCUCCGAAGCUCUGGACCCUCGUGUACAGAUUGAAUUAGAACGCCUAAACACUGCAACUGAUGAGAUAAACCGUUUAGAAGUUGAAUUGGAUGAGGCUCGGCUCGCAUUCCGCAGGUUGCUGGCUGAAGGUCAUCUAAAGAUACAGCAACUCACAAAAAAACUAGGAACCAGUGUGCAUAAAGCUAGGCCUUAUUAUGAAGCUAGAUUUAGAGCUAAUAUUACAUCCCAGGAGCUGCAAAGCGCUACACUUGCUUAUGAUAAAGCAAACAGUGCCCAUGCAGCUGCUAGGGAGAUGGUGUACCUUGCCGAGCAGGGACUCGCAAGACUGGCGGAAGGUUCUGAUGGGGGCCUUACUCUCGAUCCAGCAUGGCAGGAAAUGCUUAACCACGCCACUCAUCGAGUCAAUCAGGCGGAAGCAGACCGAGCUCACGCAACGGUGACGCAGCGAACCAAGGCCGCGUCACACCGGGCGGCUACCACACUCGUGCAACAAUUACAGAACUCCCUCAAAAGGCACAUAGCCAAGUCCCGACCGUAUUUCGAGGAGAAAGCUCGCAUCAACACGGCUUUGGAAGCUCAGAAGGCGAAGAUACAAAUUCUGGAGGAGCAAGUGACGGAAGCAAAGCAGCAAUACUCAUCUGCACUGAGGAACUUGGAACGGAUAUCCGAUGAAAUACACAAACACCGGUCCAGAAGACAAUCUGCUAGAAACGACACCGACCGGUCCACGGCGACGGACACGGCCAGCGACAGCAACACCGCGGCCAGCGACAAGCUGGAGGAGCUGUGCGAGAGCAGCUCGGAGGCCAACGUGCGCGAGUGGCUGCGGCGCGCGGCCGAGGCGCCCCCGCCACCCGACACCUGGACAGAGAUAGAGCUCGACUGCUCCAGCCCCGAAGAGGUGGGCUUCGAGAAGUGCUCCCUGCGUCCCCGGUCGACUCCGGAGAAACUGUCGCCGCCGAGCCCCCAGGAGUCGAAGGUGUCCGCCUCCUCCCCGCGCCGCAUCAUCAGGUCGGACCGCGGCGCCUGCAUACGAGCUGAAUUGGAGAAGGGCCGGAGACAGAGCUUGGACGCCCUGCUGCAUGAUACGGGGGAGAAAGUCAAGGAGAUGUUCCAAGGACUGUCCCUGUUCGGCGAGCGACGCGGCUCGGGCUCCGGCCGCAGCACCCCGCGCCCCGCGCACCGCACCUGCUCCCCGCGGGGAUCCUCCUCCGCUUCAGACGACACCGACAGCCUCGCCAGCAUUGAGAUGUUAACCGAUGAUCAGAUAGCGUCUCUAAUGCUGGACGCGCAGCUCGAGGCGGUGUGCGAGCGCCUCGCCGGGGUCGGUCUGCCACCCAACCAGCGCUACUGAGCGCGCGACACCUUCCGACACGCCAAGCUCCAAGCCAAGCUUAUCCACGGCCAUGCAUUUACAGCAAAACUAGUAGGAGUAGUGAAAUGGUAACACUUGUACGCAUUACAUUGAAGCUUUGCAGUACAUUGCGGGCGCAGUAUGAACUAAGUUUAGCUAUUACAUUAAACAUUAUUGCCACAACGCUAUACUAAAAAGCAAUUUCAGUCAAGAAAUUCGCCAAGUUGAAGGCUUGUUUUAGCGAAGAUCGUCUUCCGUGGAAACGCAACGUGGAGCCAGCCCGGAUACUUGUGAAACUCAUCCGAGUGAUGUCGGGUGAGGCACGGGACGGGUGUGGCCCACGGACAGAAGGGUUCUAUAUGAAAAUUGUAUUGUUUACCAUACAUUAUGUAAUUUCUCGACGUCCUCUGUGAUGUGAUGACGUGCGGUCGACACAGCUAUAUUAAUUUUAACCGCUCACAACAGACGAGCACCGGAUAAUAAAUUGUUUUUAUUA
Bombyx mandarina (wild silkworm) is the source of this 2000-nucleotide messenger RNA. RefSeq names its product SH3 domain-binding protein 5. Lineage: Eukaryota; Metazoa; Arthropoda; Insecta; Lepidoptera; Bombycidae. Gene Ontology annotation, molecular function: protein kinase inhibitor activity. Gene Ontology annotation, cellular component: cytoplasm. The record is from RefSeq and is a predicted model, not a curated record. Gene Ontology annotation, biological process: intracellular signal transduction.